Staurois parvus is the source of this 619-nucleotide messenger RNA. The record is from the annotation of a GenBank genome assembly. NCBI's taxonomy places the organism in Eukaryota, Metazoa, Chordata, Amphibia, Anura, Ranidae.
GACAUUGCUCCCUCUGUCAUGGGAAGGCUCCCCGGCAUCAGGGCUGGCAGGGCAGAGGACAGGGGUCAGUGCUGGCAGGGUAGAAGACAGGAAUCACUGCUGGCAGGGCGGAGGACAGGGAUCACUGCUGGCAGGACAGAAGACAGGGAUCACUGCUGGCAGGGCAGAGGACAGGGAUCACUGCUGGCAGGACAGAAGACAGGGAUCACUGCUGGCAGGGCAGAGGACAGGGAUCACUGCUGGCAGGGCAGAGGACAGGGGUCACUGCUGGCAGGACAGAAGACAGGGAUCACUGCUGGCAGGACAGGGGACAGGGAUCACUGCUGGCAGGACAGAGGACAGGGAUCACUGCUGGCAGGGCAGAGGACAGGGGUCACUGCUGGCAGGGCAGAGGACAGGGGUCACUGCUGGCAGGGUAGAGGACAGGGGGGGUCAGUGCUGGCAUGACAGACUACAGGGUCACUGCUGGCAGGGCAGAGGACAGGGGUCAGUGCUCGCAGGUAGAAGACAGGAAUCACUGCUGGCAGGGCAGUGGACAGGAAUCACUGCUGGCAGAGCAGAGGACAGGGGUCACUGCUGGCAGGACGGAGGACAGGAAUCACUGCUGGCAGGGCGGAGG